This is a messenger RNA of Calliphora vicina (urban bluebottle blowfly), 1288 nucleotides long. RefSeq names its product tenzing norgay (gene tzn). The coding region runs from base 1 to 1089 and encodes 362 amino acids. The transcript is spliced from 3 exons. The record is from RefSeq and is a predicted model, not a curated record. Lineage: Eukaryota; Metazoa; Arthropoda; Insecta; Diptera; Calliphoridae. Gene Ontology annotation, molecular function: hydroxyacylglutathione hydrolase activity.
AUGCUUUCAUUUUGGUCACGUUUUAAACACGGGGUUUUACAAAAUUUAACCGCAACAUAUUUUCGAGGUUUGUUUGUUGUCAGCGCCGGCCACAAUGUGGCGUGUAGUAGGUCACUUGCAUUCCAAAGAUGUUGGUGGCCAACAGUGUCUCGUAAUAAGUUGGUGACAGGUGGUGUUUGUUUAUUAAUGGUGCCGGGCAAUGGAGAAUAUUUUAGUACACGUUUAUUUAAUAUAAACAAUACGCAAAUUUCACAAAAACUUCGCAAAGUUGGUUUCAGAGGCAUGCAUAGUUCCAUAGAAGAUUUAAAAAUGGCUGCCAUGCAAAUUAAAAUUUUGCCUGCUCUUCAGGACAACUACAUGUACAUGAUCAUUUGCAGCAACACCCGGGAGGCUGCCAUUGUCGAUCCAGUAGAUCCUGAGGCUGUAAUAAAUGCCGUUAAACAGGAAAGUGUCAAUUUGACCAAAGUUCUAACCACCCAUCAUCAUUGGGAUCAUGCUGGUGGCAAUGAGAAACUGGUGAAACUAUUUAACAAACCUCUCGAUGUUUAUGGUGGCGAUGUACGUAUAGGAGCUCUCAAUCAUAAAGUAACCCAAGAUGAUCGCUUAAAAAUUGGUGAUUUAAAUGUGACCUGUUUGUUUACACCUUGUCAUACCACUGGACACAUAUGCUACUUUGUGGAGGCACCUAAUGGUGAUACAUGUGUCUUCACCGGUGACACUCUAUUCCAGGGAGGUUGUGGCCGUUUCUUCGAAGGCACUGCUGAACAAAUGUAUGCUGCUUUGGUGGAGAAAUUAGCAGCUCUACCCGAUGAUACCAAGGUAUUUUGUGGCCAUGAAUAUACCUUACAAAACAUGUCCUAUGCCCGUCAUGUAGAGCCUCAAAAUGAUAAGAUUUUGAAGAGAAUUGAAUGGGCCAAAUUAAAACGUGCCACCCAAUCGCCCACUGUGCCUUCUACCAUUGCCGAGGAAAAGUCCUGGAAUCCAUUUAUGCGAGUACAUGAAGCCACUGUACAAAAGCAUGCCAAUGAAUCUGAUCCCAUACGCACAAUGGGUAGUUUACGUAAGGAAAAGGAUACGUUUAAGGCUUAAGAGGUUUGUUAGAGAAAUUUAAUAACAAAAUAUGAGGAUUCCUUAAAAAUGUUCUUCUUUAUUGUUUAGCAAAUAGAUUAUCUUAUUAUUUUCAGCACUUUAACACAUAUAAUUUAUAUUUGUUCAUUAGAAAGACAGGUUUAUUUUAAAAUGCAAAAUAUGAAAGUUUGUUAUAUACAAUUGGCUGUAAUUUUUCAAA